AUGGCAUCUGGAGAGACAGCGCCCUACAAUGCUCGAGUCACUGUCGAUCGUGCGUUCAAGAAUUCGGGACCAAAGUCUCAAGAGUACCAUUCAGACGUGUUUGAAUCUACGGCAGCAAGACACUCGUGCUAUCUUGCUAUACGAGCUGGGUUGUAG
Messenger RNA from Alternaria burnsii, 156 nucleotides. RefSeq lists its product as uncharacterized. The transcript has 2 exons. NCBI's taxonomy places the organism in Eukaryota, Fungi, Ascomycota, Dothideomycetes, Pleosporales, Pleosporaceae. Bases 1 to 156 code for a protein of 51 amino acids. The record is from RefSeq and is a predicted model, not a curated record.